AUGGUACUGACAGAGAAGCAUCUCGGGAUCAUUUCAGAACACCCACUUAAUGACACACUCGGUGCGCUUCGAGACAAGUUACGCGACACCAACGAGGCCGACAGCCCGCGACAGGAGGAUGUCGCCAGUCUUCUCUCGACCUUGGUUGGCUCAACAGCAGCUUUCAGUCUCCCCUCUCCUACAGGUGGUGGCAACGUUGCGGUGAGAUUGUUCUCUAUACAACAGCAUGUCCGUGGAGGCUCGAUGAGGUCUGACCAUUUCCGCGCCCUCAUCCGAUGUGUCAUUGACGAAAGAAACGACAUUGACAUAUGGGAAGCUGUCUUCACCAUCAUCGAAAACCUCGGCGCCAUCACACCUCCCUUAUCCGGCAUCGCUCCGACAUUCCAAGGGACCCCGAUCAAGACCAGCUCGAGUCGACUUGCUGAUAGCGAAACGCGCGACAUCGUCGAAGGAGAACUCUUCUUGGAAAUAAGAGACUGUACUUUUCGCGAUGUGAAGGGUUUCUUCGACAAGUUUUUCCCACCCAAGAGCUGGAGCAAGGCCCAGCAAGCUAUGCUGGAAGAUAUUAUGACGGCACACGAUGGCAAGAACUGGACAGGCUUCCCCGCCACUCCAGAUGAGAAGCCAGUCUGGGACUGGUUCCGUUCGCUGGAGGAGCGUUUCCUCUCCGACGCACCGCACAAGCUCCAUACCACCAGAACCGCCAACCAAUUCAGAGAACGCAAAGGCCAGAUGGAUCUUUUUGUACAGACACCCACUACGAAAUCGAACGUCGCCUUCGAGUACAAGAAUGUGCUUGUUGUUGGUGAGCAAAAGAAGUCGUAUGAUACGGGCAAAUUCAAGGCGAAUCUUCUCCAGCUUACGCGAUAUGUGCGAGGCGUCUUCGCCGACCAGCCAACCCGCCGAUUCGUUCACGCAUUCUCGCUCUGCGCCUCCACGAUGGAGCUCUGGGUCUUUGACAGGUCCGGGCCGUACAGCUCGGGCUCAUUCGACAUUCAUGACGAGCCUGAUAAAUUUGCACGAGCUCUGGUCGGGUAUGCCACAAUGGACGAUGAUGCGAUGGGCCUCGACACGUUCAUCCAACGACGGGAUAUACAUCGCUAUGUCACGUUGGAUGAUGCUGACGGGAAUGAAAAAAGGAUCAAGCUAGAAAAGGCAAUGGUCAGGCAAAGAGCCAUUGUGUGUCGUGGCACUGCUUGCUUCGAGACCCAAGAUGGCCACGUCGCCAAGUUCUCCUGGGCGUCAGAUAAGCGGAAGCUUGAGGCGGAACAGCUGAGACGAGCCGAACAAAGGGGUGUGAAAGGAGUGGCAACGAUGGUUGCGCAUCGACAAGUCACAACAAUCGCAGCGAUACGGGAGGGUUUGGAAUUUUCCAAACCCCACCGCUUCCGGGACGAACCUGUUCAUUUCGGCGGCACGACCACAGCAAGUACGAACACGUCAGGUCACAAGCGCAAGUCGUCAUCUGAUCACACAUCCGACAAUUCAUCGGGGCUUAAGAGGAGACGGUCGAAUAGUCAAAGAUCCACAUUAGCUACUACGCUGAACAACGGACUAUCGACGGGCAAAGCACAGCCAAGUCUGUAUUCGGCCGGCAACGACCUUUGGGAGAACAGAAUAUAUUCUUGUCUGGUAGUGUCGCCGGCGGGGCGUGUUAUCAGCGGCUUCAGGACCAUCAGGGAACUGUUAGAGGCUAUGAGGGAUGCGAUCAGGGCACACCAGUCUCUUUACAAGAAAGGCAAUAUCCUUCAUCGCGACAUAUCGUCCAACAACAUUAUCAUUACAAACCCGGAGUUGGCAGACGGCUUCAAGGGCAUGCUCAUUGAUCUCGAUCUGGCAAAAGAGAGAAACAGCGGUCCAAGCGGGGCACGGCACCAGACGGGCACGAUGCAAUUUAUGGCGGUCGAAGUUCUGCGCAGAGCUGAUCACACCUACCGUCAUGACCUUGAGUCGUUCUUUUACGUUCUUUUAUGGAUGUGUGUGCGGCAGUCGUGGAACAAUGGAUUCGCCCGUGAAGAAAAGCCACCGAAAGAAAGCCUUCUUAGGAAAUGGGAAAUCGGGAAUUUCACGGACAUUGCCCGCAUCAAAUCAGGCGAUAUGACCGUUGAUGGACUCGAAAGGCUUCUGGGCGAAUUUCCCGCGUCCUUAGAUGUUGUCAAGCCGCUCUGUCUCAGGAUGAGAAAAAUUCUCUUUCCCCUGGACAAGGAUGAAAGGAUGAGCUUUGGAACUCCCGCAGGAGACCCGGAUCAACUGUACAAUCCUUUCAUAGCAGCGUUUGAAGAAGCUAUCAAAAGCGUUAGGGUAGGCUGA
Messenger RNA from Emericellopsis atlantica, 2310 nucleotides. RefSeq names its product serine/threonine-protein kinase Sgk2. Lineage: Eukaryota; Fungi; Ascomycota; Sordariomycetes; Hypocreales; Bionectriaceae. The transcript has a single exon. Bases 1 to 2310 code for a protein of 769 amino acids. Gene Ontology annotation, biological process: protein phosphorylation. The record is from RefSeq and is a predicted model, not a curated record. Gene Ontology annotation, molecular function: protein kinase activity; ATP binding.